This is a messenger RNA of Trachymyrmex cornetzi, 441 nucleotides long. RefSeq names its product kynurenine/alpha-aminoadipate aminotransferase, mitochondrial-like. NCBI's taxonomy places the organism in Eukaryota, Metazoa, Arthropoda, Insecta, Hymenoptera, Formicidae. The record is from RefSeq and is a predicted model, not a curated record. Gene Ontology annotation, biological process: biosynthetic process. The annotation marks the transcript as partial. The transcript has 2 exons. Gene Ontology annotation, molecular function: pyridoxal phosphate binding; L-kynurenine:2-oxoglutarate transaminase activity.
UUAGCACCUCUGGCAGCGGAUAUUAUAGAAAUUAAUCAAGAUGCUGAUGGGAUAAUUCCUGAAGAAAUUUCCAAAAAAUGCGAAGAAAGACUUAAGAAUGGUAGACCAAUGCCAAAAUUACUUUAUAUCAAUCCGACGGGAGCAAAUCCUACAGGCGUCGUCAUGUCGGAGAUUCGACGAAGAAAAGUGUACGAAUUGGCGCAGAAAUACAACUUCCUGAUCAUCGAGGACGAUCCUUACUGCUUCGUUCAUUUUUUGGAUGAACAACCCACGUCGUUUUUCUCCCUCGAUACCGAUGGUCGCGUGAUUAGAAUGGAUUCGUUUAGUAAGACUAUAAGCGCUGGAUUUCGCAUCGGCGCUAUUACAGCGCACAAAAAUAUCAUAAAUAGAUUGGUUAUUCACAUUACAUGCUCUAUUAUUCAUCCAUCAUUUUUAUCUCAG